Coccomyxa subellipsoidea C-169 is the source of this 2073-nucleotide messenger RNA. RefSeq names its product MCM-domain-containing protein. The transcript has 13 exons. The coding region runs from base 1 to 2073 and encodes 690 amino acids. NCBI's taxonomy places the organism in Eukaryota, Viridiplantae, Chlorophyta, Trebouxiophyceae, Coccomyxaceae. Gene Ontology annotation, biological process: double-strand break repair via break-induced replication; DNA replication initiation; mitotic DNA replication. Gene Ontology annotation, molecular function: single-stranded DNA binding; single-stranded 3'-5' DNA helicase activity; ATP binding. The record is from RefSeq and is a predicted model, not a curated record. Gene Ontology annotation, cellular component: nucleus; MCM complex.
AUGCCUGGCACGCAGUCUUGUGAUGUAAGGGAUGGCAUCUGCAAUGGUACCUGCAGAAAAAAAGCGGUUUUGUGCACACUGCAGGCAGUCCAGAAUCUCAUGCGCGAGCACGCGGAGAACCUGCUGGAGAGCUCUGACGGUGUGCAGCGCGAGUUCUUCGUCAGCUUCAUCAACACGCCCAGCCUGUUCAGGCUGCGCCAGCUCAAGUCCCUCGACUUGGGCAAGCUGGUCAGCUUUGCAGGGACGGUGACACGCACGAGCGAGGUGCGGCCGGAGCUAUUCAUGGGUUGCUUCCGCUGCCUGGAGUGCGGCACCAUCAUCCGCAACGUGGAGCAGCAGUUCAAAUUCACUGAGCCCUCCAUGUGCACUAUGGAUACCUGCCAAAACAAGAAGGCGUGGACGCUGGUGAAGGAGGAGAGCACCUUCAUUGACUGGCAGCGCGCCAAAGUCCAGGAGACCACCGACGAGGUGCCGGCGGGCAGCCUGCCGCGCACGAUAGAGGUGAUUUUCCGCAACGACACAGUGGAGCAGGCGAGGGCAGGCGACAAACUCGUGUUUGCCGGCUGCAUGGUCGUCGUCCCCGAUGUGGCCGCCAUCACCGCGCCCGGCCAGCGCAGCCACGUCAAGGGCCGGCUGAACGGCGCGGCCAACGAGGGCGGCGGCGUCACGGGGCCGCGCAGCAUCGGCGUGCGCGAGCUGACCUACAAGAUGGCCUUUCUCGCCUCCUCCGUGCAGGCGGCUGACAAGAAGCUGGGCAUGAUCAACAUCCGCAGUGACGAUGAUAUGUCUCCCAAGGACGUCCUGGACGGCAUGACGCCUGAUGAGGCCGCGCAGGUGCUGUCAAUGAGGGACAACCGCCAGAUCUACGAGGCGCUGGCCUCCUCGCUGGCGCCUGGUGUGUUCGGCCACCUGGACAUCAAGAAGGCCAUCCUGCUCAUGCUGCUGGGCGGCGUGCACAAGCAGACCUCCGAGGCACGCCCCUCCUCCACAUUUGGCAUCAAUCUGCGUGGGGACAUAAACGUGGCGAUAGUGGGGGACCCGUCGUGCGCCAAGUCACAGCUGCUCAAGUACGUGGCCGCCUUCCUGCCGCGCGCCGUCUACACCUCCGGCAAAUCGUCCUCCGCCGCCGGCCUCACCGCCUCCGUCGUCCGGGAGAGCGACACGAACGACUUCUGCAUAGAGGCGGGUGCGCUGAUGCUGGCAGACAACGGCAUCUGCUGCAUCGACGAGUUCGACAAGAUGGACGUCAAAGACCAGGUGGCCAUCCACGAGGCCAUGGAGCAGCAAACCAUCUCCAUCGCCAAAGCAGGCAUCCAGGCGACGCUGAAUGCGCGCACGGCGAUUUUGGCGGCUGCCAACCCGAUCGGCGGCCGCUACGACCGCUCCAAGCCCCUGCGCUACAACGUCGGCCUCCCGCCCGCCAUCCUGUCCCGGUUUGACCUGCUGCACGUGAUGAUAGACGAGCCGGAUGACAUUCUGGACUACCGAGUGGCCAGUCACAUAGUGGCCGUGCACCAGCGACAGGACCAGGCGUUCGAGGUGCCCUACUCCAUGGGGCAGCUGCAGCUCUACCUGAAGUACGCGCGCGCCCACAAGCCAGAACUCACCCCCGGGGCGAAGCGGGAGUUGGUGGAGAGCUACAAGCGGCUGCGGACCGAGGACGCGGCGCCCGGAAGCAGCACCUCGUACCGUAUCACGGUGCGCCAGCUGGAGGCGCUCGUGCGGCUGUCCGAGGCCCUCGCUCGGCUGCGCUGCUCCGAAGUCAUCACGCCCGCCUACGUCCGCGAGGCGCGGCGGCUGGUGAAGAACAGCAUAAUAGCGGUGGAGGCGCCGGACGAGGAGGUGGACGACGACGAGUGGGUUGACGACCCUGAGGAGGCCCAGGACAUCAUCGCCCGCCACCGCCCCGAAGGGGCUGGUCCCUCCAGCGACGCUCCAGGCCCCUCCGGUACGAACAUCAACCCCUUGCCUAGUACAUCAAUGGCCCCGGCUGCCUGGGACCGGUAUAACCUGAGCAGCGUGCCCGCUUUCGAUUGGGCCUUGCUUCAAUCUGGCGAGUCCAUUAAGGGGUAG